Molecule: messenger RNA, 927 nt
Organism: Sinocyclocheilus grahami
Lineage: Eukaryota; Metazoa; Chordata; Actinopteri; Cypriniformes; Cyprinidae
Product: dimethylaniline monooxygenase [N-oxide-forming] 5-like
Exons: 3
Molecular function (GO): NADP binding; N,N-dimethylaniline monooxygenase activity; flavin adenine dinucleotide binding
Source: RefSeq, a predicted model, not a curated record
AUUCCCAUGGUCAAUGAUGACUUACCAAACCGCAUCCUCUCCGGUACUGUCUCAGUCAAGCCAAACGUUCAAGAGUUUCGUGGAUCAAGUGUGAUGUUUGAGGAUGGCACUGUUGAAGAAGACAUUGAUCUGGUGGUGUUUGCCACAGGCUACACUUUCUCAUUCCCCUUCCUGUCUUCACAUGUAAUUCCUGUCUCAAAGAACAAAGUAUCCCUGUACAAAUACGUAUAUCCCCCAGGACUGGAGCGGCCAACUUUAGCCGUGAUUGGUCUGAUCCAGCCUCUGGGAGCCAUUAUGCCCAUCUCAGAGAUGCAGGCGCGCUGGGCCACUCGUGUUUUUAAAGGACUGUGCAAACUGCCUCCAAUGACUGGAAUGAUGAAGGACAUUAAAGCAAAAGAGGAAGCAAUGGCUCGAAGGUAUGUGGCUGCCCAGAGACACACCAUCCAGGUGGACUACAUCCCCUACAUGGAUGAGUUGGCUAAACAAGUGGGUGUCCAUCCUUCUAUCCUGAAGUUGCUCCUGACAGACCCUAGACUGGCUCUGAAUGUCAUCUUUGGGCCCUGCACCCCGUACCAGUUUCGUCUUCAUGGGCCGCGCCGAUGGGAAGGUGCACGUCAGGCCAUCCUGACUCAGUGGGAUCGAGUCAAAGAGCCCCUGAGAACACGCUGUACACCAGAGCCGCAGUCACAGCGCUCCUCUCUUUCACUCAUAUUCUCAGUGUCUGUUGCAGCGCUGCUGUCUGCUCUGUAUUACAGCAGAGCCAGUCUGCACACACUCAUAGCAGACCCUUCAUCACUCCUGGACAAGAUCAGGGCUUUUUCACCAUUGUCAUUGACCACACAGUGAUCAUGUAAUGUGAAUCAGAAACAUAACAUUGCUGUAUAAAAUCUGGCAACACAAGUCAACUAGGCUAAACUGUAAAAAUGA